Molecule: messenger RNA, 5368 nt
Organism: Acanthochromis polyacanthus (spiny chromis)
Lineage: Eukaryota; Metazoa; Chordata; Actinopteri; Pomacentridae
Gene: kifl
Biological process (GO): microtubule-based movement
Molecular function (GO): ATP binding; microtubule binding; microtubule motor activity
Source: RefSeq, a predicted model, not a curated record
CUUUUAUCUGAAGCUGAAACAGGAAAAAGGAGGAGAAAAAGAAGAUAAUGAAACUACACUUCAGAGAGGACAAUGAGGAAGAAAUAUUACAACAUGGUGGAAGACAUGAAAGGCAAAAUUAGAGUAUUUUGCAGGAUCAGACCUGUGAACCGAAACGAGGCUGCACAGGGUGGAGUCAUUGUUGUGGAUAAAAUCGACGAGUUCUCUGUCACCAUAGACACCCCACGUGGGCAGAGGGAGUUUCAGUUUGACAAGGUGUUCAGUGCUGAAGCCUCCCAGGAAGACUUGUUUCACGACACCAACAGGCUGAUCCAGUCAGCUAUCGAUGGUUACGUCUGUAUCUUUGCGUACGGCCAGACGGGCUCAGGAAAGACCUUCACUAUGGUGGGGGACAAGGAACAGAAGAACCCUGGGCUCAUGCCGCGAUCUUUUAAUGCCAUUUUUGACAUCAUACGGGAGAACAGCUCUAAAUUUGACUUCAAGGUUUCGGCCUAUAUGCUGGAACUGUACAACGACAGGCUGCAGGACCUCUUUGUGAGCCCGGCUGGUGAGGCCCAUGCACAACCUCAAUCCCAUGGCCAGGCCAGGCGGGUGGAGAUCAAGAGGAACAGAAAGGGGGUUGUGUUCGCCCAAGGAGCAGAGACAAAGGAGGCUUCCAGUGCCCAGGAGCUCUACGCUCUGUUCCAGCAGGCCUGCGCCAACCGACACAUCUCUGCCACCAAGAUGAAUGUGGAGAGUUCCCGCUCCCAUCUCAUUGUUGGCAUCAGAGUGGAGAGUAAGAAUCUGACUAAUGGGAGUGUGAGCACUGGGAAGCUGAGCCUGGUGGACCUGGCAGGCAGUGAGAGAGCCGCCAAGACUGGUGCCAAGGACCACCAGCUCAAGGAGGCAAACUCCAUUAACAAGUCCCUGAGUGCCCUGGGUGAUGUGAUCUCAGCCUUAUCUGCUGAACUGCCCCAUGUACCAUACAGGAAUAGUAAGCUGACACAGGUGAUGCAGGACUCAUUGGGUGGAAACGCCAAAACCCUCAUGAUCGUCAACAUCUCUCCUUCAGAAUGCAAUCUGGAUGAGACACUCACAUCUCUCGUCUAUGCAACCAGAGUGAAAGCCAUAACCAACAACGCUCAGAGAAACGUGGAAAGCAAAGAGAUUGCCCAGCUGAAAGAGGUGAUCAUGAAGCUGAAAUCUGGACAGUCAGUGGAAGACGUGGAUGUUUAAUGCACGAGUCAAUAUAUAUAACUGCGGGACUUUUUGUAGCAUAGUUGACAGGUAUCAUAGUUGACAUUUUUGCUGUUUUCAGGCCUAAAAUCAACAUGGCCACCGAUAACCAAACACCACAUGGUAUUUUUCUAGAAAGAUUCUUCUAAAAUAUGAUAUAUACACUCAGCAAAAAUAUAAACGGAACACUUUUGUUUUUGCUCCCAUUUUUAAUGAGAUGAACUCAAAGAUCUAAAACUUUUUCCACAUACACAAUAUCACCAUUUCUCUCAAAUAUUGUUCACAAAUCUGUCUAAAUCUGUGAUAGUGAGCACUUCUCCUUUGCUGAGAUAAUCCAUCCCACCUCACAGGUGUGCCAUAUCAAGAUGCUGAUUAGACACCAUGAUUAGUGCACAGGUGUGCCUUAGACUGCCCACAAUAAAAGGCCACUCUGAAAGGUGCAGUUUUAUCACAGCACAAUGCCACAGAUGUGGCAAGAUUUGAGGGAGCGUGCAAUUGGCAUGCUGACAGCAGGAAUGUCAACCACAGCUGUUGCUCAUGUACUGGAUGUUCACUUUUCGACCAUAAGCCGUCUCCAAAGGCGUUUCAGAGAAUUUGGCAGUACAUCCAACCAGCCUCACAACCGCAGGCCACGUGUAACCACACCAGCCCAGGACCUCCACAUCCAGCAUGUUCACCUCCAAGAUGGUCUGAGACCAGCCACUCGGACAGCUGCUGAAACAAUCGGUUUGCAUAAGCAAAGAAUUUCUGCACAAACUGUCAGAAACCGUCCCAGGGAAGCUCAUCUGCAUGCUUGUCGUCCUCAACGGGGUCUCCACCUGACUCCAGUUCGUGGUCGUAACCAACUUGAGUGGGCAAAUGCUCACAUCCAAUGGCGUCUGGCGCAUUGGAGAGGUGUUCUCUUCACGGAUGAAUCCCGGUUUACACUGUUCAGGGCAGAUGGCAGACAGCGUGUGUGGCGUUGUGUGGGUGAGCGGUUUUCUGAUGUCAGUGUUGUGGAUGGAGUGGCCCAUGGUGGCGGUGGGGUUAUGGUAUGGGCAGGCGUGUGUUAUGGAUGAAGAACACAGGUGCAUUUUAUUGAUGGCAUUUUGAAUGCACAGAGAUACCGUGACGAGAUCCUGAGCCCCAUUGUUGUGCCAUACAUCCAAGAACAUCACCUCAUGUUGCAGCAGGAUAAUGCACGGCCCCAUGUUACAAGGAUCUGUACAUAAUUCUUGGAAGCUGAAAACAUCCCAGUUCUUGCAUGGCCAGCAUACUCACCGGACCUGUCCCCCAUUGAGCAUGUUUGGGAUGCUCUGGAUCGGCAUAUAGGACAGCGUGUACCAGUUCUUGCCGAUAUCCAGCAACUUCACACAGCCAUUGAAGAGGAGUGGACCCCCCAAUAAAACAAAACUGCACCUUUCAGAGUGACCUUUUAUUGUGGGCAGUCUAAGGCACACCUGUGCACUAAUCAUGGUGUCUAAUCAGCAUCUUGAUAUGGCACACCUGUGAGGUGGGAUGGAUUAUCUCAGCAAAGGAGAAGUGCUCACUGUCACAGAUUUAGACAGAUUUGUGAACAAUAUUUGAGAGAAAUGGUGAUAUUGGGUAUGUGGAAAAAGUUUUAGAUCUUUGAGUUCAUCUCAUAAAAAAUGGGAGCAAAAACAAAAGUUAGAUUUUUGUUGAGUGUACAAUUAAGUAAAAUUGAAAUUAAAAGUUAUUUAUAAAUAUAUUGUAGUAAACCUGUUGAAAUGCGAUAAAUCUGCACUUGACUCACACACUACUUUAUAUUAAAUAAAAAAAGAAAGCCUUGGAGUCUGACCAGUCUUUUCUUCAGGAGGAAAUGACAUCAUGUGGAGCAGGUCAUGUGAUCUGUAAUUAACACACUUCCUUGAGAGGUGUUUUUGUAACGGGUAACUUAGUUGAAAGUGGUUUCUUGGAAACAUAUACCAAUUGAUAUUUUCCAUAUAAAAUUUGAUAUAUUGGCAAAAAAGACAAAUAUGUCAUGAUUUUCUCAGCUUAACAAAAAAACACAAUCAAAACUAUUUUUGACUAAGCUCAUUUUUUAAUUGUUUAUCUAAUUAGGAGGUGGUUGUUACUAAAUUUGGAUGGUUAUUUGGUUGACAUUUGAAUGAUUUCCAGUAUUUUUUUUAUUAAUAAGUGACUGUUUUCAUAAAUAAUAAUUAUGGAAUUUGUAAAGAAAUUAUCAUAAUGAACAUAAAUAACAUUUUUUUUAAUUUUUAAUAAAAAAUGUAUGCAAGAUUUACCCCAUGGACUUCUAAAGUUAUAUAUCGACUCUACAUGGUGCAUAAUCCUGCAGUAAAUUGGUGACAUUAGACUGUUUAAACCAUUUCAUUUAUAUGCUCUGUUUAAACUCUACGUGCUUAUGAGCUAUCAUAAUUUUUAACAUCAUCAAAUUAUUUCAUCAUGUGUGGGGAUGGAUGACAUCAUAACGGGCACACUGACAGCUGCGUUCAGAAGAUUGCGUGCAGUUUUUUAAUUGGUGCUGCCCACUCAGAUCUAUAGAAGGAGGCCCCCACAAUGCAGGGCCUCAUGUGUAACUGAAGAGGCAAAUAGGAAGUCAGUCAGUCAUCCAGUUUGCACUUCUACUGUAUGUGGUAAAAGGCAACAUGCUGACGCUUGAGAAAUGAGUGUCCAAAGCUCAUGAUCUGUUCCUAUCGUCUUGAAAGGUCAGCUCCGAUGGCUGGGAAUAGACUCUUUCUAUAGCGCGCAAUGUUACACUACUUUGUUGUUUUUCUUGUGUCUGACCAGAGAUAGAGUCAGUAAAAUUAGAACUUCAUGGCAAAAGGUACAAAUAAAUGUAAGAAAGACUGCACUUUGCUGAAUUAAUUUGUAGAUUUUUGGUAAUAAUCUAUCAUAUGAACUCAACAAACUACACAGAUUCAUUUCUCUUUAAUGUUUCAUCCGUGCGGAAAAAAAGCAAUAUUUUAAGUGAGCAGUCAUAGAGAGGUUGAUUCUGGUUUUUCUUGACAUGUUUCAGUCUCACUGCAGGCUCAGAGUAAAGCAGUCCCAGCAACGACAGACUCUGUUAGAGUCAGGGUGGCAUUUUAGCACUUAUGGGGGUUGAAAGUUUCUAUAAGUAGACUAUGUUUGCCUGUAAUUGGGCCCUGUCAUAAUUGUCCAGCACUUUUAUUCUAUGCCACGGGCCUCACAAGGGGUCGUCUUUGUUACAACAUGAGAGCCAGAUUCCGUGCUUUGCGUGCUACGUUUUAUUGGCUGCUUUAGAUUAGAGGCCACUCAGCACAUGUUGACUGUGAUUUGUUAUUCUUAAUGACGGCCACGGUUUAAAUCAUACUGUGAGCUCUGUGGACUAGAACAAAGUGAGGGACAAAGGCACAGUGAGCCACAGCGAGCACAUGGAGAGGGAACAGGGUUGAUUAGGGGGCCGAGGUCUCAUCCUCUGGGUGUGUUUUGUUAAUUAAUCACCACAAACCAAUUUGCUGCUGUAAAGGGUUUGUACAUGGCUACACACAGGCAAACUGGGAAAGAUGCCUUUAAUACAAUAAAUGGCUACAGGCCUCUGCUGUUAUAUGACCUCUGUCUGGCCUUUGAAGUCAUUGUGGGCCUUACAAUCUCUCUACAAUAAGAUUUACAUGACAGAAUCACCUUGGAAAUAAGAAUUACUAGACAAUAAACUGACUAAAUGAAUAUUUUAUUCAGCCUGUAUCAAAAACAACUAACCGUAAAUUUGUUUUACAAUAUAUAUUAAAAAAAUUAUUUGACGUGUAGUGUUAUUUUCCUAAAAUAGUCAGUAGAAAUAUCAAGCAUAUACCAAAACUGAGAGCAUGUUGUCUAUUAGGUGCAUUACUGAUUACUGAUGUGACAGGUGAAUGUAAGUUAAAGUGCAUUUGACUUACCAGAUAUUUUUUGCUAAAUUUUAAGACUAUAUUUUUGUAUUUCUGUACUCUGUAAAUGCAAACGUUGCCCUUAUUUACAUUAAAUAAUGCAUUUAUCUUAAUAUAUUACAGUCUUUUACUUGCUGUUUAUUGUUAUUUUAAGUAUGUUGUAUUAAGACUUUGGUCGUUGUGAAUGUGUAAUAUGGUUUACAAUGUCUGCGUGAUUCAGAACCGUGUUUAGCUAGAGAGAAGCCAUGACUGAGACUUCUGCUGCAAUUUUUGCCAGGUAGUCAGCAUCUAUGUUAAGGGUUAUUGUCCAA